This is a messenger RNA of Drosophila kikkawai, 2774 nucleotides long. It is a transcript of the gene TkR99D, whose product is annotated as Tachykinin-like receptor at 99D. The record is from RefSeq and is a predicted model, not a curated record. Gene Ontology annotation, cellular component: plasma membrane. NCBI's taxonomy places the organism in Eukaryota, Metazoa, Arthropoda, Insecta, Diptera, Drosophilidae. Gene Ontology annotation, molecular function: tachykinin receptor activity. Gene Ontology annotation, biological process: G protein-coupled receptor signaling pathway.
CGUACGGUUCGAAAUAGCUUGGAAAGCGGACGCGGACGCGGGUCGUGGGUAUAUUUUCCGUAGCGCCAACACUCCGGAAUAGUGUGUUGAAAAAAUGCUGGAAAAUCGGCUUACCAACGGAGGGCCAAAUGCCGGCGGCACUCGAACCGGGGCGUAAUUGAAUUCCAGCUUCGGUGGAUUGGAAAAAAAAUAUAUAACAAAAUUAUAAAAAAUAUAAAGAAAUUGAAUUUCGUUUUAAAACAAACACGCAGAAGCGAUAAACUAGCCGUUAAAUUGAAUAUACAAAUUGGGUGUUUUGACUAAAACUAAUAAACAUAAACAAGUGAGGCGAAAGCGGAAUUUAUUUUUAAAUACAAUUGUUUUUCGGCUGCCUGCAAAUUGGCUGACAUUGCUCAUACGCCGCGUUGCCGCUAGGUGAAAAUUCAAGGGGGGGAGAAUAUAACUCACACUAACUAGUUCCUGGUCGAGAAGUUGGCAAAUGGAAAGCAAAUAGGAGAACGAAAAGGGAUACGCAACAUUAACUACGAGAGCCCGCAGCCAAAGGGGCCAGGACCAAGCACCAAGGACCACAAACAAAGAAGAUAAGCAUGGAAAACCGCAGCAGUGACUUCGAGGCGGACGAUUACUCCGAGCUCGCCAGCUCUUGGGGCAACUGGAGCACCCCCGCCGCCGCCGUCUUGUACUCCGCCAUGAGCAGUGUCCUCGCGGUGACCAAUCACACACCGCUGCCCGACUUUGGCCAGGACUUUGCCCAGUCCACCGGCAGCUCCUUCAAUCACAGCCAAACUCUCUCCACAGACCUGCCCCCAGUCGGCGUGGGUGCGGAUAAGGAUGCGGCGGCGGCCAUGGAGACGGCCGGCUCUUUUGCAUUCGUGGUCCCGUGGUGGCGCCAGGUGCUUUGGAGCAUACUCUUCGGUGGCAUGGUCAUUGUGGCCACCGGCGGCAACCUAAUUGUUGUCUGGAUUGUGAUGACAACCAAGCGGAUGCGGACGGUAACCAACUAUUUUAUAGUGAAUCUCUCCAUUGCCGACGCCAUGGUCUCCAGCCUGAACGUCACCUUCAACUACUACUACAUGCUGGACGGCGACUGGCCCUUCGGCGAGUUCUACUGCAAGCUCUCCCAGUUCAUCGCCAUGCUGAGCAUCUGCGCCUCCGUCUUCACCCUGAUGGCCAUCUCCAUCGACAGAUACGUGGCCAUCAUACGGCCGCUGCAGCCACGGAUGAGCAAGCGAUGCAAUUUGGCCAUUGCCGCGGCCAUCUGGCUGGCCUCCACGCUCAUCUCCUGCCCCAUGAUGAUCUUCUACCGGUCAGAGGAGGUGCCCGUGAAGGGCCACAGUCCGCGCACCGUGUGCUAUCCAGAGUGGCCGGAUGGCCAAACCAAUCAUUCAACGCUGGAGUCCAUCUACAACAUCCUCAUCAUGAUACUCACCUACUUCCUGCCCAUCGUUUCCAUGACGGUCACCUAUUCGCGCGUGGGCAUCGAACUCUGGGGCUCCAAGACCAUCGGGGAGUGCACGCCGCGGCAGGUGGAGAAUGUGCGGAGCAAGCGGCGGGUGGUAAAGAUGAUGAUUGUCGUCGUUCUGAUAUUCGCCAUAUGCUGGCUGCCCUUUCACAGCUACUUCAUUGUGACAUCCUGCUACCCGGCCAUCACCGAGGCGCCCUUCAUCCAGGAGCUGUACUUGGCCAUCUACUGGCUGGCCAUGAGCAAUUCCAUGUACAACCCCAUUAUAUACUGCUGGAUGAAUUCCCGCUUUCGUUAUGGCUUCAAAAUGGUCUUUCGCUGGUGUCUGUUUGUCCGUGUGGGCACGGAGCCUUUCAGUCGGCGGGAGAACCUGACGUCCCGAUACUCCUGCUCCGGCUCCCCGGAUCACAACCGCAUCAAACGCAACGAUACCCAGAAAUCGAUACUGUACACCUGCCCCAGCUCACCGAAGUCGCAUCGAAUUUCGCACUGCGGAACUCCUCGCAAUACGACGCUGAGGAAUAGCCAGCAGCCGGAGAAACAAUCCGGCAGGAAGCGGUUGUCCUACCAGCAGGAGCUGCAACAACGCUGGACAGGGCAGGGCCCAGCCACCAAUGCCGGCAGUAACUCCAACAGCAAUACCACUCAGCUGCUCUCCUGACAGCCGGCCAUCCAGGUGGUGCCGCCGGAGAGUUUGGAGCUGCAAACCCAGAUUGUCUGCUCGUCGCCGUACAACAACAACUACCGGCGGGGGAAUCCCGGAACGGAACGAGACUCCAGCGAUGACAAAACCUGGCUCUAAGCUAACUUAAGGUCUCGAAUUUUUACUUUUACCAUGUCGUUGGACCUGAAUUACCCUAGUCUAGACUUCAAUUCGUUCUAAAAGAAACAGAAACUAAGUUAGGAUAAAAAACUUUGCCGAUUUCAGUCCCCCUUGACAUAUCACAGACCCAAACAAUUUCGAAUUUCCACCUCAAACACUUGACAAAAAAACACAUAGGUUCGUGCAAGGAAAGACUAUAUUGAAUUCUACGAGUAUAAAACAUUUUCAUACACCAAAGAGCAUGUCCAUUUAACGUUUAGCUACAUAAUUACGGAGUUACGGAAGCCACUGAUCCACAACGUGCAACUUGUAAAUAUUCGGAUUGGUUCCUAGGCCCAGUUUUUUAAUUGUUCUCAAUGCUGCUUACGGCUGCUUGCUUAAGUUGUAAUAAAAACCAAACAAAUGACUAUGAAUGUGUAUAUGUGCGUGUAAAUAUAAAUGUCUGAAUAUAUAAACCGAUUGCGAAUAAAGCGUCUUUCUCCAUCAAAA